Molecule: messenger RNA, 1157 nt
Organism: Alosa alosa (allis shad)
Lineage: Eukaryota; Metazoa; Chordata; Actinopteri; Clupeiformes; Clupeidae
Gene: nipsnap1
Product: nipsnap homolog 1 (C. elegans)
Exons: 11
Coding region: 95-982 (295 amino acids)
Cellular component (GO): mitochondrion
Source: RefSeq, a predicted model, not a curated record
CAGACACAAAUGGGCUAAACAUUAACAACACAAACAUUCAUACGUUUUACCUACCACCUCGCCUGGAAAUCCGUCGCGAGUUUGAGAGAGGAAGAUGCCAAGGACACGGUGUUUCCUGCACCUCCAAGGGCAAUUGCACAGAAGUUGUUUGUUUUGGGGACCCUUUCAAAGAGGUUAUGCAGAGAGCAGUGAUGUGGGCUGGUUUCGGUCAUUUUUUGUACACAAAGUAGAUUCCAGGAAAGAUGCCCACUCCAAUCUCUUGUCCAAGAAAGAGACCAGCAGCCUCUACAAAAUUCAGUUUCACAACGUAAAGCCAGAUUGCCUAGAUGCCUACAACAGUCUAUCGGCUGAGGUUCAGAACCAACUCCAUCAUGACGAGAGCUACCCCUGUGAGGUGAUUGGAAGCUGGAACACUUGGUAUGGCGAGCAAGACCAGGCUGUGCACCUUUGGAGAUAUUCAGGAGGGUACCCAGCUCUUACUGAGUGCUUGGACAAGUUGCACCACAAUAAGGAAUAUAUGGAGUUUCGUAAGGAGAGAAGCAAAAUGUUAGUCUCACGUAAAAACCAACUCCUUCUGGAAUUCAGUUUUUGGAACUACCCGACACCCCGAACUGGUCCGAACAUAUAUGAACUUCGUUCCUAUAACCUCAAGCCCGGCACAAUGAUUGAGUGGGGAAAUCACUGGGCUCGGGCCAUCACGAGUCGCCAGGAGAACAAUGAGGCUGUUGGUGGCUUCUUUACUCAAAUUGGAGACUUGUACAUGGUCCAUCAUCUGUGGGCUUAUAAGGACCUACAGACCAGAGAGGAAACCAGGAAUACUGCCUGGCUGAAGGAGGGCUGGGAGUCAACAGUUUAUUACACAGGAGAGGAAGGAGGGAGAGAGAAGGCAGUGCAUAAUUUCUCAGGAAUAAUGACCAUGCCUUUGAUCCGAAGUAUGGAGUCCAGGAUCAUGAUUCCAAUGAAGUUCUCUCCACUACAAUAAAGCAUUAAGGAGCCUAAAGACAGAAUAUUCUGCCUUGACAAGGAUUAUAUCCAUAGGAUCCUACUGUCAAGCUGCUGGGUAGCGAUCAGUUAGACUGGAGCAUGAUAUAUAGGACUGGGUGAUAAUUUAUAGAUUAUGUGAUUGGAUUUGUCAAUAAAUUAUCUUUUUGUUGAAA